This is a messenger RNA of Sarcophilus harrisii (Tasmanian devil), 2113 nucleotides long. It is a transcript of the gene FASLG, whose product is annotated as Fas ligand. NCBI's taxonomy places the organism in Eukaryota, Metazoa, Chordata, Mammalia, Dasyuromorphia, Dasyuridae. The record is from RefSeq and is a predicted model, not a curated record. Gene Ontology annotation, biological process: apoptotic process; positive regulation of canonical NF-kappaB signal transduction; extrinsic apoptotic signaling pathway via death domain receptors. Gene Ontology annotation, cellular component: membrane. Gene Ontology annotation, molecular function: tumor necrosis factor receptor binding. The coding region runs from base 449 to 1261 and encodes 270 amino acids. The transcript is spliced from 5 exons.
CCAGAUCCCAGAAGUGGGGAUACUUUGGUUGACCUCAGGGCCCUAGGAGUGGAGAUGAUUUUAUGGAACUGGAUGAACACAGGCAGGGACAGAAGCCUGAGACUUUUGAAAGUUUACGUCAGAAGAUUGUGGGUGGAAACUCUCAGAGGUUUGUUCUAAGCUUCCUGAGGCUUCCUCAGAGAGUAGAUGUCUCUUAGAGGUUUGUUCUAAGCUUCUUGAGGCUUCCUCAGAGAGUAGAUAUGUCUCAGAGAAUCUGCACAUGUUGAGAACAAGAGGAAGGCUUCCCUGGGCUUCUGCGGCUAUAUAAAGAUAGACUUGAGUUUCUUUCGAACAGCCCCCGCAGGAAUCCCUUACUUCAACUGAAGGAGUAUCGGUUCUUCAAAAAGCAAGAGAAGAGUGCCUUCUACACCAGAAGAACCAGUCCUCUGGUACUUAUUACUUGUCUGACAUGCAGCAGAACCUGAAUUAUCUCUACCCUCAAAUCUACUGGGUGGACAGCAGGGCUAGCCCUCCCUGUGUUCCUCCAGUGACAACUAUUCCCUGUCCAUCCCCUGGUCUGAGGAGGCCACCUCCGCCUCCUCCUCCAUCACCACCACUACCCCAUUCUCCCCCUUUUCUACCCUACUCAUCUGUAAAGAAGAGGACCAACAACACAAGUCUCUGUCUUCUUCUGGUCUUUUUUAUGGUUCUAGUGGCCCUGGCUGGACUGGGAAUGGGAAUGUUUCAACUUUUCCACCUGCAGGAGGAGAUAGCUAAACUCAGAGAGUCUAUCAACGAUGGGGAGGUAGUUUCAUCUCCUGAGCAACAAAUAGGUCACCCCAACACAUUGGAAAUGAAGGCAUUAAAGAAAGCAGCCCAUCUAACAGGCAAGCCUAAAUCACAAGGCAUGACCCUCGAAUGGGAGGACACCUAUGGAUUUACCCUGAUUUCUGGAGUCAAAUAUAAGAACCGCAGUCUGGUGAUCAAUGAUACUGGCCUUUACUUUGUCUACUCCAAGGUAUACUUCAGGGGCCAGAAGUGUGACAACCAGCCCCUUAAACAUAUACUUUAUAAAAGGAAUCCCACCUAUCCCAAAGACUUGGUACUGAUGGAAGAAAUGAAGAUGAACUAUUGUACUUCCAAGCAGAUGUGGGCCCAAAGCAGCUACCUGGGGGCCGUGUUCAAUCUCACUAGUGCCGACAGUUUGUAUGUCAACGUCUCUUCAUUUUCAUUGGUCAAUUUUGAGGAAUCCAAGACAUUUUUUGGCUUAUAUAAACUCUAGGGAAACUAAAGAAAAGAGGAUAGGAUCUGCUUUAUUAUGGUGUCCAGCCGAAGAUAUUGCCUUAAUAAGGAGCUCAGGAGCCAGUCUGGAGCCAAAGGGAAUACCACAAGAAUCGUGGACCAUGAGAAUCAUUGGGUUUCAUCCAAGGUCCAUGAGCCAGUGGAGUCCAUUGAGUAUGGGUGAGGAUAUAGAAGCAAGUGGCUACCAAGAAUGUUCUGAAAAGCCUUGGCUUGUCUUUUGGAUUUUUAAUCAUGUAACAAGCACAUUUAAAACUUACCUUUCAUGGAUAAGUUUGCUACCUCAGAGGAAACUGGUCCUCAUCUGAAUAUUCCUGAAUGUUAAUGGCAAGGGAUGAGUGGGGUUGUGUGUAUGUGCACAAGUACACAUGUAUGUGAAAAGGGUCCCUACCAUAUUGAAGUAUCUACACUUUCAGAUACAUUUCCAGGAGCAUAGGUUUUUUGUUUGUUUGUUUGUUUGUAUUGACAAGGAGGACAAGAAAGUUCUUGCAUGAGAAACCAUCUUUUAUUCCACAUGGAAAGGAUGUCAGUGCAAUUGUUGCUGUGUGUUUACAGGUGUGUAUGCUGAUUCCAGCACUAUGAAAGAUAAAAUACUUACUUGGGUUUUCUCUAAGCAGAGGGCCAUAUGAGGACUCUUGAGUUCUGAUAAAUUAUCAGAAAAAUUUGGAAAACAUUAAGUGAUGAAUCUUGAAAUUUCUGAAGGAGCUAAUUUUAUUAGUAAAGUGUUUACAACAGCAUGAUGUUUUGUGGUUUUCAGAAAAUUUUAAUUAAUGUAAGCUAUUUGUCCUGUUUCCAUAAUAUUUAUACAUGAUAUGUGCAUGUUUUUCUAUUAAGA